This is a messenger RNA of Xenopus laevis (African clawed frog), 4864 nucleotides long. Its product is annotated as ephrin type-A receptor 7. The record is from RefSeq and is a predicted model, not a curated record. Bases 47 to 2998 code for a protein of 983 amino acids. The transcript is spliced from 17 exons. Lineage: Eukaryota; Metazoa; Chordata; Amphibia; Anura; Pipidae.
GCAUCAGUAUCAGCAUCAGCAGCGUCCCUGGAUAUCCACACACAGCAUGGGGCUCUGCAGCACCCUCACCUGCCUGCUCUUUCUCACACUCCCCUGGCAGCACUCUGCAGAGCAAGUUAUUCUACUGGAUUCCAAAGAAUCACAAGCAGAACUGGGCUGGACUUCACACCCACCUAAUGGAUGGGAAGAAAUCAGUGGUGUUGAUGAGAACUACAAACCAAUUCGUACAUACCAGGUCUGCAAUGUGAUGGAGCCAAACCAAAACAAUUGGCUGCAGACAGGCUGGAUUUUAAGACGGAAUGGCCAAAGGAUCUUUGUUGAGCUGAAAUUUACACUAAGAGAUUGUAAUAGCAUUCCCGGGGUGGUCGGGACAUGCAAGGAGACCUUUAACCUUUACUACAUUGAAUCUGAUUACGACCUAGGAAGAAACAUUAAAGAGAGCAAGUAUGUCAAGAUUGAUACCAUAGCAGCUGAUGAGAGCUUCACACAAGGCGAUCUGGGAGAGCGUAAAAUGAAACUGAAUACAGAAGUCAGGGAGAUUGGGCACCUUAACAAGAGAGGCUUUCACCUGGGAUUUCAGGAUGUUGGAGCUUGUGUUGCCCUUGUCUCUGUACGUGUCUAUUAUAAAAAGUGCCUGUCCACUGUGCAGAACCUGGCGGUAUUUCCGGACACUGUUGCAGAGGCUGCUUUCUCAACUCUUGUGGAAGUAAGGGGAACUUGUGUGAAUAACUCUGAAGUAGACCUUGAUAAUCCUCCCAGGAUGCACUGCAGUGCAGAGGGUGAAUGGCUCGUCCCUAUUGGAAAAUGUACUUGUAGUGCUGGAUUUGAAGAGAUAGAGGGUAGCUGCACAGCUUGUCCACCUGGCUUUUACAAGAUGUCCAGUAGACUCCAGCUUUGUGUCCCCUGUCCUCAACAUAGUUACACAAACCAAGAGUCGUCCACUGUCUGCCCCUGUGAAAGAAACUACUUUCGCUCACCACUGGACUCUCCCUCCACUUCAUGUACAAGACCACCAUCAGCUCCAAGAAAUUUGGUUUAUAGCAUGAAGCAAACAACAUUGAUUCUAGAAUGGAACACUCCAGUGGACACAGGAGGGAGGGGUGAUAUUACCUAUAAUAUCUUCUGUGACAAAUGUUCUGUGGCCUUCCAGCAGUGUGAGGCCUGCGGCAGCAGCAUUGGCUAUGUGCCUCAGCAAACUGGAUUAGUUGAUCGAACUGUUACCUUGGUGAAUUUAUUCCCACAUGUUAACUACACAAUUCGGGUGGAGUCUGUGAACGGAGUAUCUGAUUUUAGCCUGUAUGCCAACGAGUUUGCUGAAAUCAACAUCUCCACUGGCAAUGCAGCUUUGUCAUUGAUCACUGACAUCCGUGCCGACAAAAUUGACCAGAAAAGAAUCACUUUAUCAUGGCAGGAGCCAGCUUUCCCAUUCAUAAACAACACAGAAUAUGAGAUCAAGUACUAUGAAAAGGAUCAAAGGGACCAGAGUUACUCCACAGUGAAAACACCUAUGAACACGGUGACUGUUUAUAAUUUAAAGCCUGGCACUGUUUAUGUGUUCCAGAUCCGAACAUCUUCCUCACAAGACUUCGGAAGCUAUAGUCCUACUAUUGAAUUGGAAACACUUGGAGAAUUGGCUCUGGUUUCAACUGAACAGAAUCCACUCAUCAUCAUAGUAAUUGUUUCUGUGGCUGGAUUUAUUGUGCUGCUGUCCAUGGUGGUUGGACUCAUGAUAUGGAGAAGGCAAUGCGGCUACAGCAAGGCAAGUCAAGAUGGUGAUGAGGAGCUGUAUUUUCACUUCAAAAUACCCACAAGAAGAACUUACAUAGACCCGGACACUUGUGAAGAUCCAAUGCAAGCAGUUCACCUUUUUGCAAAGGAGCUGGACAAUUCCUGCAUAAAGAUCGAAAGAAUACUUGGAACAGGAGAAUAUGGGGAGGUAUGCAAAGGAUGUCUAAAACUCCCAAGUAAGAGAGAACUUCCUGUUGCUAUUCAGACCCUGAGAGCAGGUUGUUCAGAAAAACAAAAGCGAUCAUUUUUGGCCGAGGCUAGUAUAAUGGGUCAGUUUGACCAUCCCAAUAUCAUUCGUCUUGAAGGAGUCAUAACCCGAGGGAACACUAUGAUGACUGUAAUGGAAUAUUUAGGCAAUGGAGUUCUAGAUUCUUUCGUACGGAAGAAUGAAGGACAAUUGACAGUUCCUCAGCUGAUAGGAAUGCUUACUGGUAUUGCCUCUGGAAUGAAGUAUCUCACAGAAAUGAGUUAUAUACACAAGUCCCUUGCUGCACAUAAGAUACUAGUAAACUGCAACCUUGUCUGCAAAAUAUCUGGAUUUCGACAGAUGCAAGAAGAUAAACUUGAUACAAUCUUCUCCACUAUGGGUGGAAAGCGUACAGUUCUAUGGACAGCACCAGAGGCGAUUCAGUAUCAUCGAUACAGUACUGCCAGUGAUGUUUGGGGUUUUGGAAUAGUCAUGUGGGAAGUCAUGUCUUAUGGAGAAAGGCCUUACUGGGACAUGUCCAAUCAGGAUGUCAUCAAAGCUAUAGAAGAUGGUUUUCGCCUCCCAGCACCAAUCAAUUGCCCCCCUUACCUCCAUCAGCUGAUGCUUGAUUGCUGGCAGAAGGACAGAAAUGAAAGACCAAAAUUUACUCACAUCCACAAUAUUCUAAAUAAACAUGGACAGAGUCCAGAUAAAAGUAAAUCUACAACAUCAACAAUAAACAGAUCACAGAGCACAUCCAUCCCAUUAAUUGAAAGAACAUUCACAACGUUCCCCUCCUUCAACUCUGUGGGAGAGUGGCUGGAGGCCAUCGAGAUGGAGAGGUAUAAAGAUAACUUCACUGCUGCAGGAUAUGGCUACUUGGAGUCUGUGGCCAGAAUGACAGUUCAGGAUGUCAUGAGUUUAGGAAUCAACUCUGUGGAGCACCAGAAGACAAUCCUUAGUGGUAUCCAGACCUUGCGGGCCCAGGUUAUACAGAUGCAUGGGAGAGGAGUACAGGUGUGAUAUUGGCAGAAUUGGGACCAAGUCUGGAACUCGAAACUCAAAGGAAGAGCAAUGCAGGCCCUCAGAUCUGGUCAAGACAUGGGAAAGGUUAAAUAUAAUGAGCUGGUAAAGGAAAAUGGAAUUACAACAGAGCCCAAAUCUGCUUAAAAUCCCUGCAAUCAGUGGCAAUCUCCCUCGCUGCGGCUGCUGCCAUGUCAUUUUCCAAGGAGGAAGACAGACCAGAUAAAGGCGAAGAUUUUGUAUCCCUUCAUAUGGAGGGAGUUGGAUGUGGAUUUAUGAUAUUAAUACUGAGCAGAUGUAGACUGCAUAAUAGGGCAGAUUGUAGUGGUCUUCAGCCCAGUUGUCCGUAAAAUGCAUACUGUGGGCAUACAGGGUGAGCAGAAAAAAUGUGCACUUGUUUUUAUAUGGGGUACAUGUUGUAAUGUUUUGGUGCCAACUACCCCAUUAAGUACUUACGUAUUUUUCUAACAGCAAAAAUAGUAGUAUUGACUCCCAGAAUUUGCUUUUAUUUUUGCAAAAUGUAAAAAAAAAAAAAAGCAAAAAAAAUACUUUUUUUUCUACCAGAUAGAGGUGUUGACGUGAUAAGUGUUUGGAGCUUGAAUGUUCUCAUACAUUGAUAAGCAUUUUUCUUUCUGGCAUGAAAUGAUUGCGAUUGUCUCUCCUUAUGUGGUGCAAAUGGGAUGAAGCUGUUGUGGUGCAAUUGGUCUCUAAAUUAGAGCUCACUGCAAGCAACUGCUUAUUCUGCCAACAAUUUUCAACAAAAGAAAUUGUGACAUGAAAACACAUGCAGCCAGCUUAGGCUUCAUAUAAUAUACCAGUAGGUGCACAUCUUAGUUCUAAAUCUAUAUACUCAUCAAGAAAUCAUGCAUUGUAGUAUACGUGGUAGCCAGUUUAGCAUGGUCUAUAGUACAACUUGUAUCCAGUGAUAUCCCACACAAAUUAUAUUUAACCCUUAUAGACAGAUCUACUUUUCAGAUUUUAAUAUUUUAAGCUUUUAAGGUUGUUAGGAGCAGAUAAAGGGCCAGUGACCACAAAAAAGUGCUUUGCUUUGAAUGGUUAUGGGGCAGUUUAUUUUAUGAGAGUAGCAAAUUAAUUUUACCAAUAACAUUAAAGACAAGCAUAGACAUUACAAACAAGCGCUGCUUUAAAAAUUAUGCAAUACUGCCACUGAAUGCAGAACGCCCCACAGAAAAGAAACAAAUAUGGCACUAAAAGCAGUCGAAUCAGUUCUGAAUGGCCCAUUUAAUCAGAAGAUAAAGCAUUUGAUUAGUGUAUAUUCAUUCUGAUUUUGAUAAAUCUGCCCCUAUAUCUGUCGGUCCAGUAACUGCAAAUAAAAUGAUUAUGUAUUACUGUAUGUAUGUAGAAAGCCUAAAUUACAUUUAACCCUGACUAAUUAUUUUAAUUGCUAUGCAAAGUGGGCCAUAUGGCUGCCUCCACUACUGCAAAACAGCUAAUUUAUAAAAAUAUUAUUAGACACGUCUGCUUUAAAAGUUUAACAAUUCUGAGGCAAUAAUACACGCAACUUCAUCUUUUUGGUGUUGUAACUAUAGCAGUUUUAUACCAGUAUAUCAUGACAGAUGUUUGAGCUUUAGGCUGUACCUUGUUCUAACAUUUUUGUUUUACAAGGAAUUUUAUAUACAGGCAUAUAUUAGGCAAGUCAAACCUCCCUGUCUAACUUAAGGGGGUGUGAUUUAUGCAGUUCGCAUUGUGUGCUUGAUAGUUGGGCAGCAGAGUUAGUGAAUGGCUGAAAAGCUUUAAUCUUUCAAUCAGUUUAACUGAAAUUUAAUUUACACAACCAUAGCCCUGUAGCAAGGAAGAUCUGUGCCUCCAUAUAUGACCCUAGUAGCUCCCCAUCUUCUUUUCUGC